AUGGACUAUUUCACUUAUGUACCAUCGAUCAAGGUCUUUAUCUGCAAGACCUGCCAUAAAGCAGAAUAUGGCAAUAAUAUCCGCCAUCAUCUACAUCAGUUCCCCCACAAUAUCCCCAAAAGGGACGAGAUUAUUGAGCAUUCAUACCGUUGGGCACAGCAAUUUAACCACAUCCGAAACCAAAGAGACCUCUAUAAGCUACCAUAUCCGAUUCCUCUGGGACCAGCUAUUCCUGACCUUCCUCCAGCACGAUCAAAUGGCUUUCGAUGCCUUUUCACACCAUCUUGCUAUCAGAUAUGUGCCUCAACGCGGGAGUUGCAUCGUCAUUUGCGGGAUAUCCAUCAUGAUCUGAGCUGUUUUGGGAAGAAAGGCAGACCAGCAAAGGGCAGGGAAGCACCGACUGCUAGUCCGCACUUCCGAUCUGGAGUAUACUAUCAACGCUUAUUCCUAAAAGGUCCUCGCAGCGAGUAUUUUGAGGUUGAUCCGGAAGCUAGACUGGCGGAACCAUCUGAUCAGGAAGUUGCCAUCAAGGACUUCUUUACUAAUCGCUUGUUGAUCGUCCAGAAUGAUGGCAAUAUGAUGGAGCAGCCAGAUCAGUUUACGCAACCGUCUCCUUGGCUUGACCGGCUCGGCUGCGUAACACAUAUCUGUUUACCGCCAAGUGAUGUCGUAGCCGAUGCAAACGCUGGUACGGUCGAGAGUGCCUUUGGUGUUGUUGUGACCCUCGGCAAGAAAAUCUCAUAUCGAAGAGAUUUGGCGAAUCCAGCAUCGGCCUUUGAGAACAAGGCGAAUGAAGUUGCCAAGCUCAUUACAGCAUGGACCAAGCACCAAACUGUAACUUGUCUGCGAGAUAUCGUGGAAGGCGUUCACAAACUAUGGAUGAUUCAGAAACUCGAUGAGUUACUCAACUACAUAUUAAACAAUCCCAUGGACCCGAACUUGAGAGCCAGCUUGCAUGAUAUAAUCCGAAAAGUGGCCAGAUACAACACAGUUGAACACAGUCGACAUGUCCACGCCAUGGGGUCUCGGGUUACCGCAUUGGCUAAUCCAAGCUGUACUAAAAGCCUCGUUCACUUGAAAGCGUUCAUGCCAAUUCGUGGCGCGAAUUUCGGCACUAACCAAGCUCCAGUUGCAAUUCGACAGCUCAUCCGUCGGUGGCUUACAGAUCAAGAGGCCGACAACAUUUUCUCGAGGUUCCAAAAAGCCUGCAUCCCUAACCGUCAGGUGCUAUGGAGCGGCAUGUUGCGUGAACAGGCUCAGCAAUGGGCCGAUGCGCAUGGAUUUCAAACACUGACAACCGCUCUCGGUCCGCUUUUGUGUCCUGAUGACCCAACAUGUCCCCACAAACAAAACUCUGCGACAUAUAUCCAUGGCGCUUCUAUCAUUUUUGCAUGGUUUAUUUCCCAUGGUGGUCUAGUGACAGUACUCUCGCAUCCACCUCCCCUCCGUUUUCACCCUUCUGGACAAACGUUUUAUCAAUUAUAUGAAGAGCCUAUUAUUACGGGUAGGAUGGGUAAUCGGCCUGUGGGGAGGAUUGACACGGCUCACCCGGCCAUCAAGAUAGCUACCGAUUUCGUAUAUCAAUUGUGGCCGUAUGAUAAUUCGUCGCUUUGGACAAAGACGUUUGGAAUUCCGGAUAUCGAAUUAGAGUGGCGCAAGACAAAAAUAUUCAAACCUAGUACUCAGCGGCCAGAAGCAAACUUGCAGUCUACAUUAUCAAUGACGUCGGAUAGAGCAGAGGCUGUAGAGCCCUCUGACAAGUCAAUGACUAAUGAAAAGAACGUGAUGGCAAAAAAAGGACGGCAGAGAAAGAAGAAGAAGCGGAAGGUAUCGAAUGCGAUAACCAACAAAGGGGAAAGACCAACUUCUGAAAAAUUAUGCAAAGGUGGCACUUCUAUGGACAAGCAGCAGUUGGUCAAAAAGGCAGUGACAAGUAAUAAACAAAGCAUUACGGAGAGCAAGAGGAAGAAAAUGAAUGAGAAGUGGAAAUGCCAAGUGGCACCUAUAUCACAAAAGGCUUAA
Molecule: messenger RNA, 2022 nt
Organism: Fusarium venenatum
Lineage: Eukaryota; Fungi; Ascomycota; Sordariomycetes; Hypocreales; Nectriaceae
Source: RefSeq, a predicted model, not a curated record